UACAUCAGUGCUACAAUGUAAACGCACUGACAAUUGUUUGGUACAGACUCGGCUAUUUUAAGCGUGGUAGCAUAAUUUGGCAGAAUAAUUCGUUAAUACAGCGUCCUAUGACCUGCUUGACUGAUCCAUUCUUUAGCUGUGACAGAAAUGGAGAUGUGUUGGAAAUCGGUGAUGGUUUUAAUGACUUUAUUGAUGAUAGAAGGUGCGUAUUCGACAUCAGAUCUUGAUUCGCUACAAGAAGAGUACGCAGAAUGGCGAUUACAGAGCUCUCCCGAGUACUCUACAAGGUUGGGCAGAUACAAGUACAACGACAGACUGGAUACGUUUGCAUACUCGGGAUUCGAAGAAAAUUUUAAUAAAUGUGUUGAUCUUCUAAGUCGUUUGAAGAGUAUAAACUACAGGCAACUAUCACCCAAACAGACGAUAGAUUAUGACGUAUUCAAUGAUACUUUAUGGACAUUUGUGCGAGGAUAUGAUUGGCGAGAUUAUAGUGCCCUGAAUCCAAUUAAUUUCCUGGAAGGACCACAAGUAGACCCAGCUUUCCUGCCGAAAUCAAUGCCAUUCGACACCAUAGGCGACUAUGAAAAUUAUAUAAGACGACUACAGUUGAUUCCAAAUCAGUUUGAUGAAAUGAUUGCACUGUUUGAGAAAGCAAUAGAAGAAAGGCACACUUAUCAUAACGCAUCAGUGAACAGAGUUCCGGGCCAGAUCGAUUACAUUCUUGAGGGCGUUAAUGAUACAAACUUCCCCCUUUACGAACCAUUUAUGGACCAGUUGACAAAGCACAAAGCCAUAGAAGAGUCUAAAAAAGAAGAGUUGCGACAGAGAGUCAAACCAUUUAUAAACAUAAUUCUUCAGAAAUAUCGGAACUUGAAGACAUUUUUGCAGGAUGUCUACUUUCACAACCUCAGAAGUGGUGUCGGGGUGAGUGACUGGGAUAAAGGGAGAGAAUUCUACAAAGAAUGUCUAAGAUAUUACUUAACAUUGGAUUUAUCCCCAGAAGAGGUUCAUAACAUAGGAUUAAAGGAAGUGGAAAUGAUUUCUAUGAAAAUGAAGAAGGUCAUGUUAAAACUUAACCAACAAGGCACUGUGAAAGAAUUUUUUGAUAAAGUUAAAGCAGAUCCACAGUUCUAUUUACAAAGCGGGGAUGAAAUUAUAGAAUGGUAUACGAAUGUAAUUGAGAAAGAAAUCAAACCAAAAUUACCAUCCUUUUUUAAAAAUAUUCCCGAUUUACCAUUAGUAGUGGAACCCAAUCCAAUUGAUGGCGUUGGUGGACAAUAUUUUGAAGGGUCUUCGGAUGGUUCCAGGCCAGCAGUGUUUCAAGUUAAUAUUCAUCAUCCUAAUAAAUUACCAACAAUUGACUUCAUGGCUUUACUUCUCCAUGAAGCAAAUCCAGGACAUCAUUUACAGAAAUCCGUUGAAGCAACUGUCAAGAUCCCUAAAUACAGGAUAGUUCGGAAUAAUCAUUACUUUUUGUCCCCUACAAAUAUACCUAUGUAUGCGGCGUUCUCCGAGGGAUGGGCAUUAUAUGCAGAAUCCUUGGGUGAGGAAAUGCAGUUAUACAAAACUGAUUAUGAACUUAUGGGAAGAUACGGACGGGAGAUGUUCAGGGCCUGUCGCCUUGUAGUCGAUACAGGAAUACAUUAUUACAACUGGACAAGAGAAAGGGCCAUACAAUAUAUCAUGAAUUAUACAGCAUACGAUGAGGCCAAGAUCACAGUCGAAAUUGACAGAUAUAUAACAUGGCCUGGUCAAGCAUGUGCAUACAAAAUUGGGGAGUUUAAAAUAAGAGAGUUACGUGAAAAGGCCGAAAAAGAAUUAGGUUCAAACUUUGACAUAAGAGAUUUCCAUUCUACUGUUUUGAAAGAAGGUGGUAUUCCGCUUAAUGUACUAGAAAAGAAUGUCAAUCAUUGGAUUGCGAAAACAAAGAAAAAAGUGCGGGAAACAACAAAUCAGUGUACUUCCGGUGGAUUCAGAAUGGAUGCUUACUUGAACAUAUUUCUGAUUAUUUAUAUUUUAAUUGUUUCUUAGAUAAGAUACAAUUUAGUUUCCUUUCCCGCAUGUAUUUAGAUACCCUUUUAUGCUUUUUUUGCUUGAGGAUUCCAUUAUAUAAAGUAAUGAAUGUACUUCC
Saccostrea cuccullata (small rock oyster) is the source of this 2131-nucleotide messenger RNA. RefSeq lists its product as uncharacterized. The transcript has 17 exons. Lineage: Eukaryota; Metazoa; Mollusca; Bivalvia; Ostreida; Ostreidae. Bases 148 to 2031 code for a protein of 627 amino acids. The record is from RefSeq and is a predicted model, not a curated record.